Leptomonas pyrrhocoris is the source of this 569-nucleotide messenger RNA. Its product is annotated as 40S ribosomal protein S14. The record is from RefSeq and is a predicted model, not a curated record. Bases 62 to 496 code for a protein of 144 amino acids. The transcript has a single exon. Lineage: Eukaryota; Euglenozoa; Kinetoplastea; Trypanosomatida; Trypanosomatidae. Gene Ontology annotation, molecular function: small ribosomal subunit rRNA binding; structural constituent of ribosome; mRNA 5'-UTR binding. Gene Ontology annotation, biological process: maturation of SSU-rRNA from tricistronic rRNA transcript (SSU-rRNA, 5.8S rRNA, LSU-rRNA); ribosomal small subunit assembly; translation. Gene Ontology annotation, cellular component: cytosolic small ribosomal subunit; ribosome.
ACACACACACGCUCGUCUUCAAAAACAACGACACUAACAAUUUCAUCAAUAGGUAACCAGAAUGUCCAAGAAGCAGGAAGUCAAGGUCUACGGCCCGAACGUGCCGAAGGACGAGCUCGUGUACGGCGUCGUGCACAUCUUCGCCUCCUUCAAUGACACCUUCGUCCACGUGACGGACACGUCGGGCCGCGAAACGUACGUGAAGGUCACCGGCGGCAUGAAGGUGAAGGCGGACCGCGAUGAGUCGUCGCCCUACGCCGCCAUGAUGGCUGCCCAGGACGUGGUGGCCCGCUGCAAGGAGUGCGGCAUCACUGCCCUGCACGUCAAGAUGCGCGCCGUCGGCGGUGUGCGCACCAAGUCCCCUGGCCCCGGCGCGCAGGCCGCCCUCCGCGCCCUCGCCCGUGCUGGCAUGAAGAUCGGCCGCAUCGAGGAUGUCACCCCGAUCCCGACCGACUCCACCCGCCGCAAGGGCUCCCGCCGCGGUCGCCGUCUGUAAGCUCUGCUGGCGCGGCAGACCACUGGAACUCUGGUCUUUCUUUUCUUAUUAUUUAUUGAUUUCAUGCUCGAAU